UGAUUACAGUGCAAAGGCAUGAUAAGGCUGCAAAACUAUGGCAGACGAUAAAGUGACGAAUGAUGUUCAGACAAAAUGUUCUCGUGAAAAGUUAUUGUUUUUAUCGUCUGUCAUUCUCGUUUUCGUUAUCGUCAAUACUGUCGUUUUCCUCGCUCUGACAAUUUACCAACUCAGCAACAUUGGUGAAAUAGAACGGAAGUUACUGGGCAAACGUAUAAAUAUCGAGACCUUGCGAGCUUCGUGUCGGAACAAUGAAUAUUCAAAGGAGAAGUUUCUUCAGUUAAUUGACAUAUUGCCGUAUGUUAACCAGAAAUAUUCAGGAUUAGGUGAAAGUCUAAGAAAACGCCAAACAGCGUCCCUAGCAACACUUUUUCAAGACCUUGUACAUGCACAGGAGCAGCUUUUAUUGGAACGUUGUACUCCUGAUACAAUAAUUUGUAUUAAAGGACUAAAAGGAGAACAUGGUUUGCCUGGAGAAAAAGGAGAUAAGGGCCAAAUCGGAAGUAAAGGGAUGUCAGGAUAUAAAGGCUAUGAUGGCGAAAAAGGAAUGCCGGGAGAAAAAGGAGAAAAGGGAAUUAUGGGAGAUAAGGGAGAUAUGGGACAACGAAAUGUGAAUGGGGUAAAAGGAGACAUGGGAAUCGCUGGCGAUAAAGGAGAGGCAGGGAUAGUGGGUAUGAAAGGUGAACCAGGAGUAAAUGGAGUUAAAGGGGCACCUGGCGAUAAAGGUCAGGCUGGUCCUGUAGGAAAACCUGGACUGAAUGGACCCAAAGGUACCAAAGGUGAACCUGGCACGACAGGUGAGAAGGGUGUCAAGGGAGCGAUAGGUGACGCUGGACCACGUGGAAAUUCUGGGAAUAGAACAAAUUGUGACUGUAUGAGUAAACCAAAAUUCUAUGAAAGCAGUAAAACAAUGGCGGUACACUAUGGCGAUAACGUGACGUUGGACUGCUCUACAGCAACACUUCCGGAAGCCACAAUAACAUGGACCAAGACUGACAGCGAUGGGUGCUUCGCCAAUUUUUCUAAGACAUCUGGAGAUAAGAUAGAACUGGAUAGAAUUCAACCUGUUGAUAUCGGGACGUAUCAAUGUUCAGCAGAAAAUGCCUUGGGAACAGCAUUUAAAACUAUCAAACUCACAACUACAGAUAAUCCUGACGUCAUUUCCUGUGACUUUGAGUCCGGUUUUUGUGGUUGGUACCAAAGUAAAUCAGACGACGCAGAUUUCUCCAGAAACACGGGCCACCUCAGGACGCCGACAACAGACCACACCCCUGGAAAAGGAGGAAACGGCUAUUACGUUAACAUAGACAGUGCCUCGAUGACAACUGGUCAAACUAGUCGACUAGAAUCGUUCUAUGUCCCUGCGCACGAGAAACAUUGCCUUACCUUUUGGUACUUUGUUGACGGGGCUUCAGGAGCCAUCCUCCAUGUCAAAGCUAAAGCCUGUAGCAUGGAUGAGGCUACCCUUCUGAAGUUAACAAGUUCAAGAAUGGGUUGGGUGCAGGCAAGAGUCGACAUUCCUGUGGAUAUCCAUGGGCGACAAAUUGUAUUUGAAGCAAAACGAGGCAAUUCCGCUUCUGACGUCGCCAUUGAUGACGUCACUCUCUCCAAUAAAGAAUGUCCUCCUGCUGACAAAAAACCAGAAAUAUUGAACAAAAAUACUACUAUCCAGCGGAAUCUGGGAGAAAGAGUAGAGUUACAAUGCAAUGUUACUGGUCAACCUCGCCCUAACAUCACAUGGCUUAAAGAAAGUGCAUGUAGCAGGUUCGAGAGAAAUGUACAAACUCUGGUUUUGCCAAAUGUGACACAAGCUCAGGCUGGAACUUACAAAUGUGUUGCCACUAACAGUAUAGGACGAGAUGAAGGUCAAGUAAAACUGGUAGUCAAUGAGACACAGAAUUGCACAUUUGACACUACGACGGAGAUAUGUGAUUGGCAGAAUAUAGCAGCUGGAGACGACAGGGAUUGGAUGAGACAAAGCGGAAGUACACCUUCUAGUUCUACAGGGCCUUCAUCUGAUCACACUCUUGGGACCACGUCCGGUUAUUAUAUGUAUCUGGAAGCGUCUAGUCCAGUUCAAGUGAAUGACACUGCAAUUCUACAGUACAAAACACUUCCUUCCGAUCAACCAUUUUGUCUUAACUUCUGGUAUCAUAUGUACGGUUCCACCAUGGGUUCACUGCGAAUAAUGGCAAAGGACUGUGUUACGAAUACCCGAAGAGAGUUAUGGAAAGAAAGUGGAAGCAAAGGUGACGCGUGGAAAAAUGCAUGUCUUCUUGUGGAACAACAUAGUCACGAUUACAACCUCCAGAUCGAGGCUGUGCGUGGUUCGAACUACCAUUCAGAUAUUGGGAUUGAUGAUGUUCAAGUCGAUACCGGAACGUGUGCAUGUCGAAAAAACAUUGAUAUUGCUUGUGACUUUGAGAAGGAUUUGUGUGAAGGUCAGGGUUUUGCUUCCCGACAUGAUUCAACGUAUGUGUUGCAAUGGAAUCGAAUAAAAGGAGUGACACCUUCCGUAGACACAGGGCCGGAUCAUGACCAUACCACAGGCAGUGGAUAUUAUAUUUUUGUGGAGACUUCCGGAGGCCGAGCUGGUUUAAAAGGUUCAUUUCAAUCCCCUGAGUUACCUGCUCGGCAAGAGGCCUGCUUGCACUUUUGGUACAAUAUGAAUGGAGUGGAUAUGGGGAGUCUAGAUGUACUCAUUGAGCCGUCAAAUGGUGGUAGUGCGAACAUUUUGCAUCAAACUGGGAAUCAUGGAGCCAAAUGGAUCGAAGCAAGAAUGACUAUUCCUGUACAAACCCACCCAUACAAAAUUGAUUUUCAACCAACCAGAGGAGCUAGUUUUCAUGGUGAUGUGGCACUAGAUGACAUUUCUAUUAAAGAUGGGCCCUGUAGCUAAUAAAAAGUACAUAAGAAAAAACUA
This is a messenger RNA of Saccostrea echinata, 2923 nucleotides long. RefSeq names its product MAM and LDL-receptor class A domain-containing protein 1-like. Bases 38 to 2899 code for a protein of 953 amino acids. The record is from RefSeq and is a predicted model, not a curated record. Lineage: Eukaryota; Metazoa; Mollusca; Bivalvia; Ostreida; Ostreidae. The transcript has 17 exons. Gene Ontology annotation, cellular component: membrane.